AUGUUCUUAUUUAUAAAUAGAAGAUUAUGGAGAUUUGCUACUCAAAAGUAUUCAUGAUAGUUUAUCAAGAAUAUAUAAGGAUUCCACUAAAUUAUCUUAAGAAGAAAUAUCGAAAAUACUAUUUAAAGAUGAGGAGCCUUUUACAAACAAUGUUAAUUAGAAUCUAGAUAAUCAAGUUACUAUUGACACUUUGUAUGAAAAAUCCAAUAUCAAUGAACUAUUGGAUAUUAUACAAAAAAAGGCCUAAUAAGAAAUUACUCCGAAAGAAGAACCGAAACCACCUACGAGAUAAGAUUUACCAUAAAAAUAUGGUUUACCUAUAAAAAAUGUGGGUUUAGAUCUCACAGUUGAGAAAGUGGAGUAAUGAAUUUAAGUCAAUAUUAAUUUGCAGACCUCCUAAGACAGUGACAAUGAAGAUGUUUGAAAUUCUUAAAUUAAAUGAACAUACUUCUUAUUAAGAAUAUGAAAAUGCUAUUUAACAAUUUAAAGAAGGCUUGUAUGGAAAUGCAGUCAGACCUUUUUAUGAAGUUAGAAAUGAAAUGAAAGAAACAUUAAAAGAGGAUGCUAUACCCUAUGCUUUACUGAAUAAUAAUAAAUAUAUGGAAGAAAUAAGAGAGAAUAGGGCACUUAAUAUAUCUAUACCUGGUACAAUAGAAACUGAGCAUGCACAUAGAUUCUUGAAACUUAGACCUGUAGAAGAAUUUAGACAUACUCCUUUAAUCCCUAUAUCUGAUAGAUAAAUGAGAGAAUAUUAAGAAAAGGUAGAAGCUUAUCAUAGAAAAGGAGUCUAUUNAUAAUAAAGUUCUCAAUCCUUAUUUGAUUUGAAUAUUUAGAGAAUUUUCAAUCAAUUAGAUAAUGAUAAGGAUGGAUUUAUCAGCAAAGAUAAUCUAAGUCUAAAUGAAUUGGAUUUUGAGACUAUGAAAAUUAUUGAAGUGGUUUUAAAUUAAAUUGAAGAAGACUCAUAUACAGAGAUUAAUUUAAAAGGAUUCAAGAAACUUUGUGAAAUGCAUCAUUUGCAUUAAUAAUUAAAUAGUUUAUGAAU
Messenger RNA from Paramecium pentaurelia, 1042 nucleotides. The record is from the annotation of a GenBank genome assembly. NCBI's taxonomy places the organism in Eukaryota, Ciliophora, Oligohymenophorea, Peniculida, Parameciidae.